Molecule: messenger RNA, 2604 nt
Organism: Penicillium riverlandense
Lineage: Eukaryota; Fungi; Ascomycota; Eurotiomycetes; Eurotiales; Aspergillaceae
Exons: 5
Coding region: 1-2604 (867 amino acids)
Biological process (GO): telomere maintenance via telomere lengthening
Molecular function (GO): double-stranded telomeric DNA binding; protein homodimerization activity
Source: RefSeq, a predicted model, not a curated record
AUGAUUCCUCAGCCUUUUACCAGCAUGCGCCGACCUCGUCUCUGGACGGACCACAAAGCUCCACCGCUUCCCGGCAGAACCUCUUACUUCCUCCCACCGCCCUCCUCACCGCCUGACGGAACUCCCGCCAAUCACAGCAUGUGUCCCCGUCGCCGCAAGAGGCGGGACUCACCGCCUGCUCCCCCCCAAACCCCCAAGUCCGAGCCCUACGAACGUGCCCUUAUUUCCUUUUCAGACCCAGCAGACUGGUACAACUUCCCUCCCCAGCGCGUCUUUUCUCCUGACCCCCCGAUGGUCGAGACUCGAGGCUCGAGGCCAUCUAUUGAUGGCCAGGAAAACCUGCCAACCUCUUUUGAGGACCACGAUCACGCCGAUCAAAAGCCUGCUCGCCCUCUCGAGGACGACGACCAUGGCGCCGCCUCGCCGGCCAAAAAGCGCCGGAUUGACUCGGGACCCGACGACCAAGUCGCAACCUCGGAACACGAAGCCGUGACUGACCACCAGGCUGCUGCCAACACUCUGCCCGAAAAUGGACCAGGUCAGCUCGAGGCCUCUCCCGGUGCGGCUGCAGAUCAGAUCUCUAGCUCAAACAUCAGUCCCGACGUGGCGACAAUUAUCUCAGAAAUCAUGGAUCAUACCGAGCGCCAGGAAGAAACCGUCGCGCUGGGCCCGCAGGAAAUUCCCUCAUCGGGGGACUUCCCUGGAGCCCGAGGGUAUGCCUUUCUCAAGGCCAACUCCCACCUGAAAAUCCAGAGUCUCCCUAUUCUGGACAAUCUGUCUACUCAAAUCCUCUCCUUCCUCGCCAAAAACACCUACCAAGACCUCGCCGCAAUGGUGUCCGAACCGGACUCCGAAAAUGGCCAAGCCUACGCGACUAUGCGCUCGUUAUUCGAUCACACCAAGCGUGUGUACACCGUCCGACACUCUUUCCUUCUGCCCUCGGAUAUCGAGAUUACGGAUCCCUCUCAAGUGGAUAUCAUUCGGAAGGCCAACAUGGCCUCGUUUGUGUCGAGCAUCUUCGGAUCUCAAGAGGUUGGCUUCCAUGAGCUGAAUGAGCAUUUCCUGGACGUCUUUGUGCCCGAGGGCGGUCGCCUGCUGAAGGUUCAGGGCGCUCUCUAUCUCGAACUCAAGACACAGGCGUUCAUCUCGGCCAUGAACACCAAGGAUCGCACUCGAACGGAGCUGCUGUACCAACUUUUCCCCGACGAUAUGGAUCAACGUUUGCUGGCGAGACGUCCGGGCACGCGGCAGUUGGCUCCCAGCGAAGUUGACUUUGUCAACCGCGCUACUUCGCGCCGCGACAUUCUUCUCGCCGAUGUCAAUAACGAAGAAGCAUUGCGAGCGUUGCCGGACAAAUAUCACUGGGAGGACUUCCUUCGCGAUCUCAGUUCGUACAUUGCGAAGAACUUCGAUGCCAUAAACACCCAACAGGGAAAGAAAGUCGUGAAAGGCCGCCAGCCUUCGAGCUCCAAUGGAGAUGCACAAGAGUCUCCAACCUACCAGGGCCAGUUCUCGGCCAAUCAGCCAGUGGAGGUCCCCGUGGAUAAAAACAUGCACAGUGACCUUGUCGCACGUGCUGCUCGCGCAGCCCAGAUUGCUCUGCAGGGCCAUCGACUUCAGCGCUCCCAGCAGCAACAGCAGCAGCAGACACAGCCCCAAGCCAGUCAGACGUCAGCCCAAAUCCAACCCCAGCAGACAUCACAGCCUCCCAGCCAGCACGAGAGCCCGUACCUCCAGGGCUACACCGCUGCUCAGCAACCAUCACCCGCUUCACAGCACUUCCAGCACAGCCCUACGCCGCCGGGUGGAUAUCAGCAGCAGCAGCCGUCGAAUCAACUGACCUUCCAGCAGAGCCCGUUGCAGGCGAAUUUCCAACAGUACCAGCCCAAUGCUGCGACGGCCAUGCAGGCACGACAGAACGGCAUGUCAAACCAUGGAUACAUGCCAGGUAUCCCUCACUACACCCAGUCACAGCCUACCCAGGUUCUCUAUGAGCGUGCUCGCAUGGCCGCAUCUGCCAAGUCGUCUCCGGCUAGUCGGAGGACUGGCCUUCCCAGCCAACGUCGCCCUUGGACCAUGGAUGAGGAGAACGCAUUGAUGGCUGGACUGGAUCGGGUGAAAGGUCCUCACUGGAGUCAGAUCCUGGCGAUGUUUGGCCCUGGCGGAACGAUCAGCGAGGCCCUGAAGGAUCGCAACCAGGUGCAACUCAAGGACAAGGCACGCAACCUCAAGCUCUUUUUCCUCAAGAGCGGAAUCGAGGUACCGUACUACCUGAAAUUUGUCACGGGUGAACUCAAGACUCGUGCGCCUCUUCAGGCCGCCAAGCGGGAGGCCCGUGAACGACAGAAAAAGCAAGGUGAAGAAGACAAGGCCCACGUGGAGGGCAUCAAGGGCAUGAUGGCGCUGGCUGGUGCACACUCCUCGCAGUCCGGGCAUGAGAUGUCGGCGUCGCCCAGCCUGCCCCCCGACACGAGCAGCCAGGGUGUUUUUGAUCAAACGGCCGAACAAAACCUGAUGCAGACGCUCAGCCAGGAAGUGCACGGCAGUCAGUAUGCGCCGUCGCAGUCGGACCACCUGGAUCCCAGUCUGCAGAUGGGCCAGUAG